Messenger RNA from Trypanosoma brucei brucei TREU927, 414 nucleotides. RefSeq lists its product as hypothetical. Bases 1 to 414 code for a protein of 137 amino acids. The transcript has a single exon. NCBI's taxonomy places the organism in Eukaryota, Euglenozoa, Kinetoplastea, Trypanosomatida, Trypanosomatidae. The record is from RefSeq and is a predicted model, not a curated record.
AUGGUCUCCGCAAAUAAAUCCACAAUGCCACUUAGUCAAGGAUGUGCAGCCGCGGCUGGUAUCCCUCUCGAAUAUUUUGAGACCCGGGACCACAUCAAUCACCUUAUUUCCCUUGGUAUGCCGCGGGUAACGCCACACACCGUUCCCCCAAAGGAGCGUGUUGCGACGCUGCCGGUGCCACCUCAACAGGACCAUACGGAGCUUAUGUUGACUAUUUCAAGUGGCGGAUCUCCACAGAAGAGUUACUUUUCCACUACGGAGAGUCAUCUUUUAACAUGUGGAACACUGACUCCCAAGACAGCCCGCAAAAGACCAGAGAUAGACAGCUUCGAUAUGGAGGGCGCCUUCGCGGCACUCGUUAAACGCCUGGAGAGUCGUGUGGAUGAAGAGGACAACAAAGACAUGGCAUCGUAG